CACGGGCGCCCGUGGAAGGGUAUUGCGUUAGGGUCUGUUUAUGGUGAAGGAAGUGGACGUGGCGCGUAGGUCUGGAUAGCAGAUUUGGUGUAGUGCAGGAGUACUCGUGCAAGUCGGGUAUGCAUUUUUGACCUCGUUCGACUGAAGUAGUGCGUUGAUUGUGCGCAAGAAAUAAGCGUCGAGGUCAGCUGAUAAGGCUGGAAGCAUGAUGCAAGUGAAAAAGUGAUUCAUACAAUCAGGCAGUCCUGAGCUCGGCCCAUGAAAAUGAACGUACCGCGUUAGAUGCUUCCAAUAGCUCACAUUGAUAUAGACUUACGUCGUCGAAACUGACACCUUAUCAGAUGGACGCGGGGUCGGCGUUUGUGCGGCGCGGUUCGAUGCGCAAGCUGCUGCCGAGCGUGCCGGACCCGGAGCAGCAGCUGGCCAUGAGCAGCCAGCUGAUCGACAGCCGCACCAGCUCGCCCAAGGGCGCGCACUGCUACGGCCCCUUCUUCCUGGAGUACGCCCUGCUGGCGGAGUACAACCUGUUGCAGAAGCAGCGUGUGCCAGGCGUCUACGUCAUGCCCGCCGCCAAGACGCCGCUUGUGUGGUUCGGGGUGUUGUUCAUACGGCAGGGCUACUACCAGGAAGGAGUGUUCCGCUUCUCCGUCAUCAUCCCCGAGCUCUUCCCCGACGGAGACUGCCCGCGCGUGGUGAUGGAGCAGCCUGUGUUCCACCCACUGGUCCACCCGGAGACGGGCGAGGUGGACGUGCGGCGCGGCUUCCAGAAGUGGAAGCGCAACUCACACCACAUUUGGCACGUGCUGCUCUACCUGCGCAAGGCCUUCUACAAGAUCGAGACGGUGCAGCCGUCCAACCCGGAGGCGGCCGUUCUGUACGAGAAGGCGCGUGACAUGUUCGCGCAACGGGCGACCGACUGCGUGCGGCGGAGCCGGGAGCGUCUGACCGAGCCGCCGCCCUCCGACGACCCGCACAGCAUCGUCUUCAGCCAGUACAAGCCGGAAGUGCACGGCCCUGUCCGCCAGGCCAUGCUCAACCCCAAGAGGGAGGAGGCGCCCUCGGGCCCGAGUAGCGCCGGCUACUCGUGGGUGCAGCCCGGCAGCCUGGACAUCUUCUCCAAACCGGAGUCGCUCUGAGCGACGGCCGACGCGGCCCGCGCGCUGCGGCGGUGCCGCCCGCACGCGCGGCUGACAGCGACGGACGCGUUAGUGAUCUGUGAUCUAGUGUGUACCGCGGCCGGCAGGGGCCCGGGGCGGCAGCGUGCCUCGCCCGCCGCGGUCGGGUUGCGCCAAGAGCCGAGCGCUCGUCGGCGGAGCUUCCGCGAUAGCGAGCAGUGCGGCGACGGCGGCUCCGGCACCGGCGGCGCUGGCAGUGAGUGGCGUGCGCGUGACGGGCCCGGCGCGGCCUGCGGCCGCGACAGCUGUGUCGAUCACAGGCCUCGGGUCCCGCGCUCCGCCAGCUGGCGAAUGGCCGACUCUGAACUAUCGCCAGCUGAAAGAGGGCUCCUUCGCGAAGGCUCGUGGCUGGCAGAUGCCGGCGCAGGACGCCCAUUGACCUGGCCGGGCCGAGCCGACGUUGGUCUCGACAGACCCUGCUGUCGCGAUGUGAAGGCGGAAGUGGUUGCAGGCUGAAGGCGUUCCACUGGCAUUCUACUUCUCCGCCUGUUGUGAGUACGACGGUGGAUGACGCGUGCGAUCGCGGCUCGCUUGACAGCUGCGAGAUUCGGUGACAUUGUCCUGCCCCUAGGCAGCUAUCUUGUGCGGAACGGUGCCCGCUGACGAUCAUUCCCAAUCAAAGCGGCAAGCGCCCCCAACUGACGGCCAGGGUGCGGCGUGCUUCGCGACAGUGUACCGUAUCCUUAAAACUCUGCAUGCCUGCACGGCGGUAGCGAUUCUGAUUGCUCGGCAGCUUACAGAGAUUGUUGCAGGGUGUCCCUAGUUUACAAAAGUAGUCACUGUGACGCGGACUGUGUUUUGUCGCGCUCUGACGGCGGCGCGCCGUGGGUGUUCCAGUCUGCCGGCUGGGCCCGCCUGACGCCGCGUCGGGAUCAGACCCGCCGGGUCACGGCCCGCUCGGCCAC
Molecule: messenger RNA, 2080 nt
Organism: Pollicipes pollicipes
Lineage: Eukaryota; Metazoa; Arthropoda; Thecostraca; Pollicipedomorpha; Pollicipedidae
Product: AKT-interacting protein
Exons: 6
Coding region: 342-1136 (264 amino acids)
Source: RefSeq, a predicted model, not a curated record